Xylaria bambusicola is the source of this 1668-nucleotide messenger RNA. RefSeq names its product putative O-methyltransferase. The record is from RefSeq and is a predicted model, not a curated record. The transcript has 4 exons. Lineage: Eukaryota; Fungi; Ascomycota; Sordariomycetes; Xylariales; Xylariaceae. The coding region runs from base 334 to 1521 and encodes 395 amino acids. Gene Ontology annotation, molecular function: O-methyltransferase activity.
UAACACAUUAAUUUUGGGCAAGGAAUCGUCGAACAGCGUUUCAUGUCAACCAUCGAUUGCGCGUGGCAUAGUCACAAGGAGGGCAUGUAGCCCCCUCCCUCCUCCCUGGGUAGGUGUUACUGUGUAGUUACGCAGCAAGGGCGCAUGGUACCCAAAAAGCAGGCGGGCUUGUCUACCUCUGCGAGUGAAUUUAACUAGUAGAUUGAGGCUUACUCACUUCCAAUUCAUUCUAUGUUGACCGACCGGCGCCGCAGCCGACAAGUCUUUCCUAGCUAGCUAUACUUUUGUCCUCUGUAUUCUGCACUCCUUGAGCAUUGCCUCAAUACAUUCACAAUGGCCUCACCACCGAACACGGCAGUGGACAUCAUCGAGCAGCUCAAUGACCUGAAAGCCAAACUGUCGUCUGUCGAUGAUGUAGUUGCUAAAGAGGAUGCCGUAAAUCUGGCUCGCCAGCUGGUGACUACUCUAGAGCAACCGGAGAACAUUGCUGUUGAAUUAGCCUUUUCGCCAUUUUUGGCGAUUGCAGCCCGAAUUGCCGUACAGCUUGAUCUUUUCAAACAUAUCGCCAGCCACGACAAGCCUGUUACAUCGGCCGAGCUCGCAUCCUUGUCUGGAAGCGAAGAGUUACUGAUCAUUCGUAUCCUCCGACCUAUGGCUGCAAUAGGAUUUGUCAAAGAGGCUGGUCAAAGGAAAUGGACGGCGACACCCCUUACCUUCGCAAUGGCGACAGAGGAAAUAGCCUCUGGACACCGGAUGGUGGGCGAAAUGAUUGUCGGGGCGGCAUCUCAAGCGCCAAAAUACUUCAAAGAAGCCGGCUACCAAUGCCCGACUGAUCCCCACGAUGGCCUCAUGCAAUAUGCUUUUAGAACUAAAUUAACAACAUUUGAAUUCUUCAAGUCAAUGCCCGAAAUCUUUAACGACUUCAAUAUGUUCAUGGGCAAUACCAUGGGUGCUCGGCACUAUUGGGUUGACUGGUUUCCAGUUCAAGAUAUACUGCUAGAUGGAGCAACUAACGGAUCCCCGCUCCUUGUAGACGUGGGAGGCGGGAAAGGACACGAUGUCGUCUCAUUCCACACAAGAUAUCCACAUCAAGGACGCCUAGUCCUACAGGAUCUGGAAUCAGUCAUUGAAAGCAUCGAAGGACUGGAUUCAGCAAUUGAGGUAAUGGAAUACAAUUUCUUCACUGAACAGCCGGUAGAAGGCGCACGCGCGUACUUUUAUCAUCACAUACUGCACGACUGGUCCGACUCCAACUGUUUGGAUAUUCUAAAAAGAGUCAAAAAGGCUAUGACGCCUGGUUAUUCCAGACUGCUUAUCCAUGAAAUGAUUAUUCCUGAAGAAGGAGCUUCAGCAUUUCAUGCCGUUCUCGACAUGACUAUGAUGGCCUUUAACGCGGCAAUGGAGAGAACGGAGAGACAAUGGAUAGAACUUAUGGAGAGGGCCGGCCUGAAGGUCGUCAAGGUCUGGGCUCCUCCCCAGAAUGAUGGGGAUGGUAUUAUUGAGGUUGUUUUAGAGGAGUGAUGAUAGCGCCAGGUUCCGAGAUAUUUCAUAUAUUGUGUCGGGGCAGGUGUCUAGAGAAGUAAAUGUAUGCUAUACAAUACGUGCGACUGCCCGUUAUUGAUUCGUAAAAUAGCUGGCUAAAUUACAGAUAUCGAUAUGUUCAGGUAA